This is a messenger RNA of Arvicanthis niloticus (Nile rat), 1779 nucleotides long. It is a transcript of the gene Rnft1, whose product is annotated as ring finger protein, transmembrane 1. The record is from RefSeq and is a predicted model, not a curated record. Lineage: Eukaryota; Metazoa; Chordata; Mammalia; Rodentia; Muridae. Gene Ontology annotation, molecular function: ubiquitin protein ligase activity. Gene Ontology annotation, cellular component: endoplasmic reticulum. Gene Ontology annotation, biological process: positive regulation of ERAD pathway.
CGCCGCCGCUGGGCCAGGCCGAGCGCUGCUGGUGCUGGUGCUGGUGGCGUCCGAGACGGAAGGCUUGACGAGAAGGGCUUGCGGCCGCGUGUCGGGCUGUUGGUAUUGUGGCUGCCGAGGCUGCCCGCUCCUGGUCAUGAGAGGAGAAAGAAUCCUGAAGCAAAGACAUUUUAGAGAAAAACUACUCAAGGGCCAUGCAAGCCGGCUGUAACCAACUGCAUGGUCCUCCAGGCACUGCACAUGAUGAGGGUGCUGCAGCCUCCCCGUGUGUUCAUUCAUCAAGAUCGACAGAAGGUUCCCUGCACCCUGGAGAUGUACAUAUCCAAAUAAACUCCAGACCGAAAGAAUAUUCUGAAAAUCCAAGCUCUAGAAAUACAAGGUCAGGCAUCUGUACCUGUGCCCAUGGAUGUGUGCAUAGUCGUUUACGGAGUUACCCCCACAGUGAAGCAAGGCCACCUGAUGACUAUGCCACAGAGUCUGGAGAACAUGGAAGCGGCUCCUUCUCAGAAUUCCACUAUCUCUUCAAGUGGUUGCAAAAAAGUCUUCCUUAUAUUUUGAUUCUGGGUAUUAAACUUGUUAUGCAGCACAUAACAGGAAUUUCUCUUGGAAUUGGGCUGCUAACAACCUUUAUGUAUGCAAACAAAAGCAUUGUAAAUCAGGUUUUUCUAAGAGAACGGUCAUCAAAGCUUCGGUGUGCUUGGUUACUGGUGUUCCUGGCAGGUUCUUCCACCCUCUUAUAUUACACCUUUCAUUCUCAGUCACUUCAUUACAGCUUAAUUUUCUUAAAUCCUACACUCGAACAGUUGAGCUUCUGGGAAGUUCUUUGGAUUGUUGGAAUUACAGACUUCAUUCUGAAAUUCUUUUUCAUGGGUUUAAAAUGCCUGAUUUUACUGGUGCCUUCUUUCAUUAUGCCUUUUAAAUCAAAGGGAUAUUGGUACAUGCUUUUAGAAGAACUGUGUCAGUAUUACCGAAUUUUUGUUCCCAUACCAGUUUGGUUUCGGUACCUUAUAAGCUACGGGGAGUUUGGUAAUGUAACUACAUGGAGUCUCGGGAUAUUGCUGGCUUUACUCUACCUCAUACUAAAACUUUUGGACUUUUUUGGACAUUUGAGAACGUUCCGACAGGUCUUACGAGUAUUUUUUACACGACCAAGUUAUGGAGUGCCUGCCAGCAAGAGACAGUGUUCAGAUAUGGAUGGUAUUUGUUCAAUAUGUCAAGCUGAAUUUCAGAAGCCAGUUCUUCUCUUUUGUCAGCAUAUAUUCUGUGAAGAAUGUAUUACCUUAUGGUUUAACAGAGAGAAAACAUGUCCACUGUGCAGAACUGUGAUUUCAGAACGUAUAAACAAAUGGAAAGAUGGAGCCACGUCAUCUCACCUUCAGAUGUACUAAGUUGUACAAACUAUUAAGGCCUCAAGACACUAAUUUUAUCUGGUUUGGUAACAUUGAUAAAGGCAAUCAUAAUUGGUCUUCAGCAGUAGAAAAAAAUUGUUUUCCAGGAGUAGAAAAAUGGUUUUAGGGUAUCAUGAGACAUAUGUUUAUAGUUCAGUUUCUCAAAAGAUUAAGUGCAAGAGCCCUGCAUUUUUAAACUAUAUAUUCACCUUAAUAAAUAUGCAACAUUUAUUCCACCUAUUUGACAGAUAAUUGCAGUGUUAAAUUGGAAAUGUGGUUUCUUAUCAAUAAUACCAAAACAGCAAUUAGAAACUAGAACUAGCCAUUUUAAAGGGGUUCAGUGUCUGUUUCCUGACAUGGUUUUCAGAAUAAAGAUUUGCAUAGUAGUAUU